Molecule: messenger RNA, 7781 nt
Organism: Erpetoichthys calabaricus (reedfish)
Lineage: Eukaryota; Metazoa; Chordata; Cladistia; Polypteriformes; Polypteridae
Product: beta-1 adrenergic receptor-like
Exons: 3
Coding region: 504-1886 (460 amino acids)
Biological process (GO): norepinephrine-epinephrine-mediated vasodilation involved in regulation of systemic arterial blood pressure; adenylate cyclase-activating adrenergic receptor signaling pathway
Cellular component (GO): membrane
Molecular function (GO): beta3-adrenergic receptor activity; epinephrine binding; norepinephrine binding
Source: RefSeq, a predicted model, not a curated record
CUUCUAGAGUGAAUGCCUGCAACUGAUGAAAGAAACUGCAGCCCUUUCAGUGACAGAGAUGAUCAGUUUGCUACAGAUGGAUUUAACAGCAUACCUAGUUUACAGAUAUGGAUUCAGACUGAACUGAGGCUGAGAGAAAAGUACAAUUUCAGAAAGAAGAUGCAUGAGACUGGACAUUUGUUCCUUAAUAUUUAAUAUGUAAACUUUUCAAAAUGUGCACUUCUUGUGUUGCUUUGCAUUGAAAAAGCAACCAUCUCAAGUACACAGAAAAUGAAGAUAGCUGUUGAUCUAGAAAACUGGAGGAUAUUGUUCAACUUUAAAGCUGGUUUUCAAGCCUGACUUUCAGCUUUCUGGAAAAAGUACAGAGUUCAUCUAAGCCGCACGAAAUGCUUAUUUAUCUAUUUAUGUUUGUAUUAAUUCUUAACUGUACCAGAUGAUCAAAUCCAAAGAGAGAAAGCUCAACAUUUGAAACUGUUGUUUUUUUUUAACCAACAGUAAGAAAUAUGAACAGCACAGCAAAACUUCAAAAUGUCACAUUAGCCAUGAAUGGCUCAGACAUCAGCUUGGCCAAUGACUUUUCUGUGAUAUUAAAAAUUAUUGGGAUGAUAGCCAUCAUCCUUAUUAUUGUCAUUGGAAACCUGCUUGUUAUCAUUGCCAUCACCAGGACUCCUCGACUUCAAACUAUGACAAACAUUUUCAUCACUUCUCUGGCAUGUGCUGACCUAAUCAUGGGACUACUGGUGGUGCCGCUUGGGGCUACUAUUGUGGUAACAGGCCAUUGGCAAUUAGACACCAAGUCCUGUGAACUUUGGACAUCAGUUGAUGUCCUUUGUGUGACAGCUAGCAUUGAAACUUUGUGUGUAAUAGCUGUGGACAGGUACAUUGCAAUCACUUCCCCCUUGAGGUACAAGACGCUUUUGAAUAAAAUGCGAGCACGGAUAGUGGUGUGCAUCAUAUGGGCUGUAUCUGCUUUUAUCUCAUUUCUCCCCAUUAUGAAUCAUUACUCGAAGGACAUGUAUGACCCGGAAGCACUGAGUUGCUAUAAUAACACACAGUGCUGUGACUUUAUAACUAACAAACCCUACGCUAUUGCCUCAUCUGUUGUCUCUUUCUAUGUACCGCUGCUAAUAAUGAUCUUUGUUUAUUCAAGGGUAUUUGUCAUUGCCAGCAAACAAGUGCACCUUAUUGAACGAAGUCGUAUACGCUUUCAUGAGAGUGGGGAACCCCCCUCACCAUCUAACAUAAACCCCAACAACAUACAGGGGAGCUCUGGCUCAAUCUCACUGACAGCAGGGACUCGUAGGAAGAACUCCAAGAGACGACCUUCCCGUCUGGCUGCCAUUAAAGAGCACAAAGCUCUCAAGACUCUUGGUAUAAUUAUGGGCAUUUUUACUUUAUGCUGGCUGCCAUUCUUUGUUGCUAACAUCAUACAAGUAUUCAAUAGGGAAAUACCAGAAAAGAAAAUUUUUCUUCUACUGAAUUGGUUGGGCUACAUCAAUUCUGGCUUAAACCCCAUAAUCUAUUGUCGGAGCCCAGAUUUCCGCAAAGCAUUUAAGAAACUGUUGGGUUGUCCAUGGAUUAAUGGAACAGUGCUUCAUGUCUUUUCCAAGGAGAUGAGGGCACGAUGCUCAUGCCUACAAGAGACAGAUAUUAAAGGACAAGUUGGAAGAACAUGCGAUAGUGAAAAUGGAAACCACAGUUUAAAGACAUCAUGUGAAAUGCAAAUAUCGAAGACAAAAGAGGAUGGUGAGGAGAGUUUGGCAAGUAGCAGGAGUAGCAGCCGCAGCGAUGGUGCCUCAUCUGGUCCAUCAUAUGUUAAUGGGAACAUAAGUGUCAGAACCUUCACAGUGCCAGAGGGAGAAAUAGAAUCCACAACUGACCAAUAGGGUGUUCAUUUGGACAGGAGGCAAAGGAAACAAAGGUCAAUACAAAAUGGACUGCUAUGACUGGAUAACACUGGGCUGACGUAAAAACAAGUGGACACAUUGGGAUUGUUUAAAUUACAUACUCUAUCUUUUACAAGUAAAGAAGCAACCUAUAGUAGGGAAGACCAAAAAUGAAAACACAGGACAGAAAAGAAAUGCUGCACCUUAUAGGUCACGUCUUUCUUCACUUCAGCCAAGAAACAGAAGUCUUAUUUAUAAACAGCCGUCAAAAACACAUUUUGAGAAAAGAUAACAUGUAUAGUAAAAAUACUAACCUUUCUAUUGUUCAGGCUAAGAAGAAAAAGAAUGAAGAAAAGAUAUAUUGUAAAGGUUCAAAAUCAUAUUCCAUGCUUCUUCCCCUAAACUCAGAAACAUUUCGGCCUCUGAAUGUACAGCUUGAAUUCUUUAAGAAGGUGGUUGCACAUGAAUGCUGUUAAGUAAGAAAUGUAGCUGUAUCGCACAAUUUCAAAAGAGCUACUUGCUCUUAUUUUCAUAGUUGAAAAAUUAAUUAUCUAUAUUUUAUUUUGAGUUAGAAUGUGUGUUUCUAAGAAUGCAAUACUGUAUAUGCUUAUCAUGUUAUAGCUUUACAGCAGAGCUUUUCCUUUUGUUAAUCUAAAUAAUUGUUAAAAUUCACACUGAUGUACAGUAUCUUCACCCUCUUGCAUUCACAUUGCAAAGCUCACAGAGAUAUCAAGUGUCUUCAAGUGUCUUCAUUAUAAUUAGGUUUUAAACAACAACAAGCUAAUACCUACCUAAAUAAAUUUUUAAAUUUACCUCCAAAUGAAAUUAAUCAAUUAAAUGUAUCAAUAAUAUAUGGAUAAGUCAAUUAAGUUGGAAUAAAACCCAAAAGAAUACAACAGGUCUUGACAAGCAUGGCCAAAUAUCUGUGAUGGCUUAACAAAUAAAGCAUGCAAAAUAUAGUUUUAUAUUCUCCAUGUCUGAAAAAAAUGACCAUUUAAUAAUUUUGUCAUGUUUAUUUUAUAAGAAAAAGAAAUAUGGUGAUGCACUUAAUACCAGCAUAAGUGGAGUACUCUCUAGGGAAAAUAUAAUAUUGCAAGAGGAAGGCAUGGGAGCCAUCAAUAAUCUAACAAAUACAUAUUCUCUGCAACAGAAUAUGUUGAAAUUUAAUUUAAAUGAUUUCAAACUGAUCCUACAAAUACUCCACACAUUUCUAGUCUUUAUUUCAAUUCAAGGCCAGCAAACCUGAUUAAGCUACUUAUAAACCCCUUUAUUUGACAAAUCAGGAAGAAUUUCAUGAAAAUCCACUUAACAUACAUGACUGAAAGCACAAAUGAUUAAUAUUUUCAAUUUACUUCUACUGCCUAGUGAGUGGAGGGAACUGAAGCAAGUUUUUUGGUUAUAACUCCUACAUUACUCUAACCUCAGUAAGUCCUGUUCCAUAAAUACAACAAUGAGAGAAGUGCAACUCCUCUAAACAAAGGACAUUGACUUGCAUUAUACAGUGUUGUUUUUAAAAAUAUGCAGGUCAUUUGUAAUCUUGCUUAUCUUCUAUAAGUAGAUGCACAAACUUGAAGGAACACUGAUAUAGAUUUAACAUUUAAUUAAAAUGCAAAAACAUCAUCUGAAUUUUUAUAUAAAACCAAUUGUUCCUAUUUCUAACAAUGAGAUCAUUUUCUUAAAAUGAAAAUUUGUUUUUAUUUUAUAUAAAGGAAUUGUCAGUCCAUUUCAGAAAAAAAUAACAAUAUUACUACAAAUUGUAUCAUGCUACAACGGUAAUAAACCUUAGUUCUAAAUGAUUUAUUUUCAGUUUCAGGUGAAAAACUCUUAGGCUUCACUGGUGGGGAAGUAACCAAUUGUUAAGUUCAACACAAAAAAAAAAAAAUUAAAAAAAGAUUUGAACCUUCUGUUUAAGAUUUCACAUUGCAAAUGAUUUAUUUUGCAUAAAGUUAGGAAAACAUUCUAAUAAUAUUUGAAUGAUAUUAUACUGUAGGUAUAGUGCAUUCAAGUACAAAAAAAAUGAAAUAAAUAAAGCAUUUGGUACUUGUCAGAAAUAGUAAAGAAAAUUACUUUAGUGAAAUACACAAAUUAGAUUAUUCUGUAAAACUGUUUAAUUUUAUAAUGCUGUCCUCUUGAGCAUUUGUAAUAAUGAAAAUAAUUUUCUUACACUAUCAUGCUAAUCAACAUACAACAGUAAUAAUGAAUCUGGAUUUGAUUUUUUGCUUUGUCACCAUGUAUGUGUGGAAUUUGCACACUUUUCUCAGGUACUUAAGUGACAUAAAGUAACAUCCUGUCUUGUGAUCAAUGCUGCCAAAAUGGGCUCUGAUUUCAGUUAGUCGGUAAUAGAAAAACGUGGUGAGAAAAUGGAUGGAUAUAAUGAGUCAAAUAAUUGUGAAUUCCAAGAUAAAGUGUCUGCUGUAGCCAUGGAUUCCCUGACCAAAUUUGUCUUGGUAAAAUUUCAGCUGGUCUUUUUUUGUGUCAAAUGAUUUCUAAAAAAAUUCCAGUCGUUCAACAACCUCAUUGAACAGCUUCUUUCCACUCUUAAUUAAUGACACCAGAAAGGCCCCAUAGUGUGUUUAUUAUUUUAAUUAAUUAUUACCCUCAAUGGAACAAAAGUGAUGGGUUGAAAUCUUGGCAAGAUAAUUACAGUUAUAUUGAAUAUAAGACAUUUUCUUUAGUUAAAGUUUUUUUUUAAAAAAUACAGAUCUUACAAGAACUUGGACAUACAAGUAACAGAAACCAGCUAUUGUAAUAAAUGUACUAUUCAGGGCAAUGCAUGAAUAGAUUAUAGCUUAAAACUUGGAUGAAGCCAAAAAAAAAAAAAAAACACAGUUGUAGUUUUAGUGUUCCUUCAGGACAGUUUCUGUAAACACCUGGGGCCUCAUGUAUAACGCCGUGCGUAGAACCCACACUAUAACAUUGCGUAAGCACAAAAGCGGGAUUGUGCGUACGCACAGAAAAAUCCAGAUGCAGGAAUCUGUGCGCACGCAUACUUUCACGUUCUUCCACUACAUAAAUCCCGAUCAGCGUGAAAAGUAACGCACAUGCACGUGCCUUCUGUCCCGCCUCAACUCCUCCCAGAAUUACGCCUCUUUGAAUAUGCAAAUCAAUAUAAAUAGCCUUCUGUGAAAAGACAAUGGGAAAAGCACAGGGGAAAAUAUAAGAAUUUCAGCGAAUACCCAAUGAAAGCAAAGGAAAAACGUACUAUUUGUUGGUUUAAACAGUGGUACAAUCAACAAAAGAAAGUUGAUCGAGUGACAGAGUGUCGGAAAAACUCAAAAGAUCAAAUUCACAAAGUCGCACAGUGCCCGAAAUAAAAAAAAAAUCACAUAUCAAAGUCGCCGUGAAAAGGCAAGUCGUAGCCUACCGUCUGAGUGUCAUAUGAAAGCUUAUUAGGGUACAAACAAAAAACACAGGCACACAGUGGGGAAAAAAGCACGAAAUGUCAACUUUAAUCUCGGAAUUUCCACUUUAAUCACGUAGUUUAUUUUGCCAUUAAAGUAAAACAUCAUAAACUUCAUCUUAAAAUCGUUUAUUUUACUAGUUUCUCAAGUAGCAUGUUAAAUGCUUUGUUCUGUGUUUGAUCUUCUAUGUGCUCUAUGUGUGUGAAUCACUACGUGCUUCCGUUCUUUCUCUUUCUCCGACAGGACACAGAAUGCAUUACAUUCGAGAUAUUACAGCUCUCUGAAUAAUUAAAAUACUGAGAUGUAUACGUGAUAUCAUUUUCAUGAUGAUAGGAAUGAAAGCAUGUUAUUAAACAUGGGAACACGGUGGCGCAGUGCUUGUUCAUAUCUCACGCAAGAGGCUUGCUGCACCAUGUGCGACCUUCGAUGAAAUAAUUUAUUACAGAAGUACUGUCUCUUUCAAACGUACUAACCUCCAAUUCUUGUCCAUACUUUUCUUUCUCCAAUCGCCACACAAUCAGCUCUGUAAUAGACAUGAAGCCAUUUGUAAGCUUAGAACGCCGAUUCUUCAAAACUUUUAAGGAACAUUGAAAUAUCUGCGUAGUACAUGUUUAAUUAUUCUAUUCGUCUAUCCUUCCAGUGUCGCGUCAGCACCAGCAAGAAUACAGCGCAAGGCAGGAGCUAUCCUUGAACUAGCUAGCGCUGCGGCACCGUGUCCUCACAUGUUUAAUUAUUAACAAUACAGGUUAUUUAAAUGAAGUUUUAUCUGUAUACUAUAAGCAACAUAUUUUGCUGCAUUUCAUCUUAAAAAUGAUAUUGUCAUCAUACGCGCUUUAUAAAGUAGCGCAGGUUGUGCAAUAUUAUAACUGUAGUGCAAGUUUACAGUGAGGUGAUUGAGUGCGUUUAUAGUUCUUGGGAUGAAACUGUUUCUGAAACGCGAGGUCCGUACAGGAAAGGGUUUGAUGCUUUUUGCCGUGGUUGAGGUAGUGUGUACUUGAAACUGUAUACCGAUAAUUCUCUUUCCAGUCAUCUGCUGCUGUGAUUCACACUCAGAUACAGUGAUAUAAAUACUCCGAGUGGUGCAGUGAGAGUAAUAUGGAAAAAAAUGAUCCGCAGUGGCAACCCUUAACGGGAACAGCAAAAAGAAGAACAAGAUGCAGUGAGCGUAACAACGCUAAAGCAGUUAUGGUAUUUGGAAUACUAUGGCUAUUCCCUGGCCCAUUAUAUUGCUACAGGUUAAUUACAAUCAGAUGCGUUACACUAAUAAACAAUAUGCAGUUAAUUUCAGUGUAUUUAUAAAGCCGCGUCAGGAAUGUGGAGCUAAGAAAGAAAGGAUGAGCACACAGGAACAGUAGUUUGACCAUUCUGUGGACCAUUAUAUUGUUACAGUUAAUUACAAUUAAUUACAAUCAGAUACAUUAAAUUUAUGAACGAUAUGCCGUUAAUUUCAGUGUAUUGUAUUUGUAUUUGAUAAAUCCGCCGCCGUGGAUGUGGAUCUAAUAAAGGGUAAACACACAGGAACAGUAGCACUGCUUUGACACUGGGUGCCGCCAGUCUGCAAAACCGAGCGGAGAAAUUGCGUAAGCCAAGGUAUGAGUUACCGUGGAAAUGUGCGUGGCUUUACGCCAAGUUUAGGUUUUAUACAUCGCGAUUUGAGCGUGGAAAGGUUCGUACGCAACAUUUCUGUGCGUACGCACCGUUUAUACAUGAGGCCCCUGGUCUACCUCUUCACUUUUAAUCAAAAAUACAUAUUGCAUUAACAAGUAAUGGUGUUUGUUUAAUGUCAGACAAUGAAAUUUCACUGCAGUUUUUGAAUUGUAUUAGGGAUAGGUAGAUGUGGGAUGGUAUUUAAAAAGUGAUGUCCACAGUUGUAUAACGUCUAUGUAAGAUUAAUUAUAUUUUAAUGUUGAUUCAAAUGAUGAAACUCAAAGUUCCAUUUAACAAUGUAAAAAGUAUUAUGUAAAUAUAGAAACAUCUUGUAUAUAAGUGAAAAAUAAAAUUUAUUUCAGAUGGUUAUAUGUCUAUAAUUAAAUGCACAUUGCAUAAAAUAGUGCUGUUUUAUUUUUAUGUUUAGUAAAAAAAUAUAUAUUAAAUAUAAAUGGGAAUGUAUUCAAGCUUAACAUGCACUUUUCUCUUGGUUACAAAUUGUAAAAAAAAAAAAAACCUUGUUUUUAUUAUCCUAUUCAUUUAAAAAUGUUAAUUUCUCCUCUUAAUGUGAAAAAUACCUGCAUGUGGUAUAUAAGCUGACCUAGGAAUCACACAUUAGAACUGUGUAAAAUCAAGUCAGUAAAUAUUAUUCAUAAUCUUGAAACUGGAUGUUUUAAGUGUAUUUUAAAAAAACAGAAUUUCCUUUUACCAAACAAUUGUAACAAAGUACAUCUAAGGCUCUUGAGUUUUGUUUUUUUUUUUGCACACAGAAAAAUAUGGUUUGCAUGUAAAAAUAGUUGCUUUUUGUCAUGUGUCAUUAUUUAAGUCAAUAAACAUUUCAAAACAA